UGUAUUUUAUACCAAAGGGCUUGGCAGCCAAUCAAAACUGAUUGAUUGUUAUGGAGUUAGAAACAGUCGAAUUGGUAGCUUGGGGAGAGACACCGCCCACCCACUACUUGGGCAAGAAAACGACGGAAUCCGUGGGGUCCUUUAAACCCGCUUGGAGGCUUUGUCUGCUGGGGAAAUUCACAAGCAAAGGAGCAGCUCCACUAAACUCCGGACUAAUAGGAAUCCAUUUAAACCCCAUAAUGGCCCUGACCAGGAACGAAACGGCUCUGCACUCUGACUACCUUCUGGCUGCUCACUACCUUCUCGAGGGAGACCCCUUUGCCUCAAAGUUAUCGAAGGAAGCCGACAUGGUUACUGCUUUCUACGCCUGCAUUGUUGGUAAGGGUAUUCUGUCCGUCAUUGGCAAUGGCUACGUCUUGUACGUGGCCCUCAAGCGGAAGGCAAAGCUGAGGCCUCCUGAACUCAUGACCAUGAACCUCGCCAUCUUCGAUUUCGGCAUCUCAGGAACCUGGCUGCAGCGGCAACAUGCCUUCCUGGCACUGAUAUUCAUCUGGGUAUAUGCCACCUUCUGGGCCACCAUGCCACUGCUGGGCUGGGGGCGCCACGCCCCAGAGCCGUUUGGCACCUCCUGCACCCUGGACUGGUGGCUGGCCCGUUUCGUCAUGAGCAUCCUCUUCUUUUGCCUCAUCCUCCCCAUCAGCAUUAUCGUCUUUUCCUAUGUCAAGGUCAUCCGCAAAGUCAAAUCGUCGGCCCAGGAGGUGUCCCGAUUUGACGGCAGGAACAAAAACAGGCACACCAUGGAGAUGAAACUCACUAAAGUGGCAGUGUUGAUUUGCUCAGGAUUCUUAAUAGCAUGGAUUCCCUACGCCGUGGUGUCUGUGUGGUCUGCAUUUGGGGAGCCCAACUCUGUUCCCAUCACAGUCUCUGUGGUGCCAACCCUACUGGCCAAGUCAUCCGCUAUGUACAACCCCAUCAUGUACCAGGUCAUCAACUGCAAGAAGCCCUCCUGCUUCAAAGGAAUAAGGAGAAGGACACACUACAGCACAUCAAGGCAAGAACCUGAAGUAUCCGGAGUUUGGGGAAACCGUAGAUGAAUGACUGAAGCAGACAGGAAAGGACACAGGAGGAAGAAGAAGGAAAAAAACACUGCAGAUAAGUUACGUAACACUGAAU
Messenger RNA from Paramormyrops kingsleyae, 1173 nucleotides. It is a transcript of the gene opn5, whose product is annotated as opsin 5. Gene Ontology annotation, cellular component: membrane. Lineage: Eukaryota; Metazoa; Chordata; Actinopteri; Osteoglossiformes; Mormyridae. Gene Ontology annotation, biological process: G protein-coupled receptor signaling pathway. Gene Ontology annotation, molecular function: G protein-coupled receptor activity. The record is from RefSeq and is a predicted model, not a curated record.